AUGGAGCAGGAGUGCGGAGUCAGAGUGCUGUGUCGGUUCAGACCCCUGAACGAGUCAGAAGUCAGGAGAGGAAACAAACACAGCGUCUCAUUCCGAGGCAGUGAGACAGUGGUGCUGUGUAGUAAGCCGUAUGUGUUUGACCGGGUUUUCCCCCCAAAUACAACACAGGAGCAGGUCUAUGAUUCCUCUGCUAAAGACACAGUCAGAGACGUCCUGGGUGGCUACAAUGGCACCAUAUUUACCUACGGCCAAACAUCUUCAGGAAAAACACACACCAUGGAGGGGAAGCUUCAUGACCCUCAGAUGAUGGGGAUAAUUCCUCGAAUCGCUCAUGAUAUUUUCAAUCACAUUUACUCCAUGCAGGAGAACCUCGAGUUCCAUAUUAAGGUUUCCUACUUUGAAAUCUAUCUGGAGAAAAUCAGGGAUUUGUUGGACGUGUCGAAGAAGAACCUGCCGGUGCACGAGAAUAAAAACCGUGUUCCUUAUGUGAAGGGUUGUACCGAGCGCUUUGUCUCCAGUCCAGAGGAAAUGAUGGGUGUGAUUGAUGAUGGAAAGGCAAACAGACAUGUAGCAGUAACCAAUAUGAACGAGCACAGCUCCCGUAGUCACAGCAUCUUCCUUAUCAAUAUCAAACAGGAGCACCUGGACACGGCGCAUAAACUCACAGGAAAACUCUACCUGGUCGACCUCGCUGGCAGUGAGAAGGUCAGUAAAACCGGUGCCGCAGGUGCAGUGUUGGACGAAGCAAAAAUGAUCAAUAAGUCCCUAUCGGCUCUCGGCAACGUGAUCUCCGCGUUGGCAGAAGGAAUUAAAACCCAUGUACCGUACCGUGACAGUAAGAUGACUCGGAUCCUUCAGGAUUCUCUGGGUGGCAACUGCAGGACCACCAUCGUCAUCUGCUGCUCUCCGUCUCCCUUUAACGAGGCCGAGACCAGAUCUACACUCCUCUUUGGACAAAGAGCAAAAAGCAUCAGAAACACAGUGUGUGUGAAUUUGGAGCUGACGGCUGCAGAGUGGAAGAAGAAAUACGACAAAGAGAAACAGAAAGGCUUUCAUAUGAAGGAGUUGAUCGACAAAAUCCAGACGGAGCUCAGGCAGUGGAGGAGCGGUGUGUGUGUACCCGUGAUGGAGGAAAAACAGGAAGAGCUUUGUGAGCUCACAAAAAUCGUUAACGGUUUGGCUUCUUCAACGCCGGCCUUGGAGAGCUGUCAGCCUGAGAAGAACAUUAGCAACCUGUACAAACUCCUGGAUGAUAAGGAUGAAGAGAUUAAUCUACAGACGCAGCUAGUGGAGAAACUGAGGCUACAGAUGGAGGUGCAGGAAGAGUUCUUGGCGUCGUCGCAGAGGGACAACGCUCGUGUUCAGGAGGAGCUGUGUUCUCUACACAGAGAAACCGAUGACAUGAGGGGAGAGGUGAAGGAGGUGCUGUCUGCACUGGAGGAGCUCGCUCUUAACUGUGACCGGAAGAGUCAACAGGCUUCUAACGCAAAAUGCACAAAUCACACGCUCAGUGAGCAGCUCGCCGUGAAGAACGAGAUGCUAGGGGUCACUCAGAGAGAGUUAGCAGAGCUGCAGGAGCUCAGUGCUGUCCAAACAAAGAGGACGGUGGACAUCCUGCGUGUGCUGCUGAGGGACCUGACCGACAUGGGAUCCGUCAUCACCGUUCAUGAAAUUAGCAUGGUGUGUGAGGAUGAUGAUGAUAUAGACGAAGGGUUCUCAGUGGUUCGGCUUUUUCUCACAAAGCUGAAGACUGAAUUGAAGAGCCUCAUAAGACGUAUGAAACAGUUAGAGAACGCCCAUGAGCACACUUCUGUCAAGAUCCUGGACAACGAGAGUGAGCUAGCGUCCUGUCACAGACUCGUCUCUCAGUACCAGGUGAAGAUCAAGUCUUUGACCGAGUGUGUGCACAAAGCCAAGGAGAUGAAGAGAACGCUGGAGGUCACUCAACGCACUUUAGCCGAAGAGUUAACCAAACUUCACACAUACGAGAGCAACCAGGAUGUGUGUGAACUCGAGAAGCAGAAAGAGCUGCUAAAGAUAACCCACUUGCACCAGAGCCAGGCUGCUCUGGUCGGAGAAUCUCAGUUGAAGAUGUUGGCUCAGCUGCGAGAGGAGUUCAACAACAAACAGAGGGUUUUAGAUGACCUAAAGGAAAUAAAUGAGAAUUUGGUGCUGGAGCAGAAAAGGCAGCAAUGUGAAUAUGAAAGCUUAAGGAUACAAGAGCAGAAGAAGGAAAUCCAACUACAGAAACUGAUUGUGUCUAAUGAGAAGACUGAGCACACCAGGGAUGAGCUGGGAGACUUCGAAGAGACACUGGCCCGACAGCUCCAGGCUUUACAUAAUUUGCGGAAGACGUUUGUGCAGGAUCUGACCACACGUGUGAAAAUGAGCGUUACACCAGACUGUGAGGAUGGAGGAAGCCACAUGUUACACAAACAUAAGCUGUCCUUCCUGGAGAACAAUCUAGAACAACUCACCAAAGUCCAUAAACAGCUGGUACGAGAAACAGCAGACCUGCGCUGUGAGCUUCCCAAACGUGAGAAGCGUCUGCAUGCGAUGAUGGAGCGAGUGAAGGCCCUUGAGUGCGCGCUCAGAGAGGCCAAACAAAGCGCAUCACGAGAGCGCAGACUCUACCAGCAGGAGGUGGACCGCAUCAAAGACACAAUCCGAGCCAUGAACAUGGCCUGCUGCGGACACGCCGCCCUCAUCAAUAAGUCUGUUCGUCCUGGCCACCAUCACACCCUCCCUGAAAAUCCUGGAAGAGACGGGCCAGCAGUCUACAGCUAUUACCAUAUUUAAGCUUCAUUGCCACUGUGUGCGUG
Molecule: messenger RNA, 2822 nt
Organism: Clarias gariepinus (North African catfish)
Lineage: Eukaryota; Metazoa; Chordata; Actinopteri; Siluriformes; Clariidae
Product: kinesin heavy chain-like
Exons: 25
Coding region: 1-2799 (932 amino acids)
Biological process (GO): microtubule-based movement
Molecular function (GO): ATP binding; microtubule binding; microtubule motor activity
Source: RefSeq, a predicted model, not a curated record